AUGCGCAAUCUGGCAUGGCUGCUUCCGGCACCCUUCGUCUUCACCCUGGCAAGUGCCCAGGGGCAGAGGCCGCAGAAAAUGGAAGCACCUAAAUGGCUGGAUGAUGAUGGAAAGGAUCUCUUCAACGACAUAGAAAAUGAUGAGAACCCACACAGUGAUGCAGCUUGCGAAAGCCGCGAGAAGCUGCUGAAAGCAAUGGCUGGGAAAGGCGACUCCAGCGCCUCCAGCUAUCGAGCUCGCACUCUCCUAGGCUGCGGCCUCUGCGAGCUGAAGAAGGCGAACUGGAUGAUGGCGAAAAGGCGUUUGGAGAGCGCGAUCUCCGAGAUGAAUGUGCCAAGUGAGGAGAUGAUGUUGAAGAAUCCCGACCUGGCGCCGAUUGCUCUCACGAAGCAAGCGGCAGACUUCAUGAAGAAGUUUGAGCUCACGCAGGCAGGAACCCAGCUGCGGCGAUGCCGCGAAGUCCUGGAAAGGAACGUGAAGACGGUGCUGAAGAGAGUCCAUCAGCAGAUGAGCCAAAGUGGCCAGGCCGUUCCUUUGGAAAAGUUCGUGGAAGAGAUCCCAGGCCUUGGGAAGACAGGGCAGUUCCUUCCGUCUUUGAUGACGCAAGUCCCUGGACUCCGCGAGGUUUUCGGCUUCAUGGAGGUCGUCGAGAGCUGCCUUGACUCACUCGAUGCCCAAGUCGCGGGCAUUGAUCCGAUGCAGAAGUCCAAGAAGCUCCGGCUGGAUGUCAGCAAGGCCAAGAGCAAGGGUGGCAGCAUGAUGUAUGUUCGUGCCCUCUUCAUGCAGCCUGUUGUGCCAUUCGAGCAGCUCGCCGUCGCCAAGGAGUUGGUGGACUCGGGUGCGGCAAAGGCCAUUUCUGGCCUGGCAGCCAGCCAGGCAGCUUCGCUGAUCAAGCGAACGAAGACUGGCUCAGGGUGCAAGGAGGAGCUCAGCAAGGUCUGCGAGAAGCUCUCGAAGAUUGCGGACAUCCAAUCGAACGGUUUCGGCGAAACGCGCCUCCUCGUCCUCAAGGAAGGCAAGAAGCAGUCUUUGGAUGCAUGCACGACGAACGCGAACGUGGGCAUUCUGGUGGCGGCGAAGGAUGGUGCUCGCCUCACCGUCGCCGGACAGCCCACGCCGCUGAGAGCCGGAGAGCCACUGGUCUUCGACGUCUGCUUGGAGGCGAGCCUUCAGGCCGAGGAGAAGCUGCCAGUGCUCCUCGCUCAGGCCUGGCACCCGGAGUUCGCAGCAGUCGAACGCACCACGGAGUUGCGGGCGAGGGCUUCGGCUUUUGGUCUGUCCGAAGAGGAGGUGAAAGCAGUGACCAAGGUGGUCAACGACCAUGCGAAGUCGGCGUGGGAAAAAAGUGCCAAGCAUUGGCGAUCCACGUCUAGCGGCCUGGAGUCGAUGAGGAAGGUCCUGCAGACCCAAGAGGAGGACAAAGCGAAAGCCAAGGAAGCAGCCGAAGAGGCCAAGCGGAAAGAGGACGAGGCCAACGACGAAGACCGGAAGCGAGCGAUGGAGGAGCUCGAGCGAAAGCGCGCAGAGAGAAGGCGAAAGGAGGAAGAGGCUGAAGCGAAACGGCUGGCGCGCAAGAAGCAACUGGAAGAGGAGAGGGCGAAGCGAGACCCCUGGCUCCUCUUUCCAGAGGUCGUGGCGGCCGAGAAGAAGGUCGAGGAACUGAAAGAACAGAGGCGAGAUGCCAAUGCCAAGCUGGAGUUUGACUUGUCGAACUCCCUGACGAAGGAAAUCUCCGCGGCAGAGCGAGCUCUGAAAUCCGCGAUCAAGAAAGCCAAGAAGGCCUACAAGAAAGGCGAAACUCCCAGCGCCACAGACGUCUCAAAGAAGGACGCAGGCGGCGAGGAAGCCGAGAAGGCCAAGGAUAAAACUAAAGAGCUGCAGGCGAAGCUGCAGGAUGUGAAGAAGAGGAAGGCGGAGGCAAGCAAGGUAUUCCCUCGCAGCCAUCACAAGCUUCAUGUCCGUCUAACUGUGGAAGUUGCUUCCUGUGUUUACUUAUGCGUGCUGCUGGAUUCAUUCUGCUCAAGCUUGCGCUUGUGUGACGAAUACUUUGGUAGCCGGCAGCCCGGGGCUCCACCAGGUAGAGGGCGGACAGAGAUUACACCGCAACGCAAGGCUCAAGAGGUGCGAAACACGUGA
This is a messenger RNA of Symbiodinium sp. CCMP2456, 2136 nucleotides long. The record is from the annotation of a GenBank genome assembly. NCBI's taxonomy places the organism in Eukaryota, Dinophyceae, Suessiales, Symbiodiniaceae.